GCACAGACAAAUGUAUUCACAUUCAGUGUAUUAAUAUUGCACAGAUUUAUUGUUUAAAUCUUAAAACAUAUAGCUUUGCAUUGGGAGUACAACAAGUCAUUGAGCAAAGAGUUGAGAUACCAAAAAGCUUAGGCGUGACCUAUACAGUGUCGCCCAUAUUCAUAACGCAGGCUUUAUUAUUAUAGAGCUGGUAUUCGAGCAGCCAGUGCGUAAAAGCCUCCGCGCUGUUCCUCCACGCUUGACGCGCGACACAGCGGAUGAAUAUUGUGUUUGCGGUGUCAGUUAGGAUGGGACUUUAAUAAUCAGUGCAAUUAAAAACGCACCGGAAAGGUGACUACAAUUAUACACCUUCCGGUGCGUAAUAACGGAUACGACUCCUCGUUAGAAACCUGGUUUGAACGUUGGAUACAUGGCAACACAUCUGUCUCUUUGGAGUUGGCUCAUGAGGCACGAGUACCGGUUCUCAGCUGUGAUCAGAGCUCACGCUUACAUGCUAUGAGUCACUAUCUCUCUCUCUCUUGGGCUCACACUUAGAUUAGAGACACCCUUAUAGAUAUAGAUCAGAUAGGUUGAAGCACUCUGUCUCCUCCUGUUUCUGUUCCAAAGUUAGCAUGGAAACUAACAUGGCAGAAGUACAGGCUUUCUUCUAAAUCAGGGAAAACAUCUGGACUCUGUGGCACCAUCUUCCUCUCUGGAACUCACAAUGGAACCCCUAGACCAGACCUACUGGUUCCCCCUUGCAUCAGACCUCAACUCCUCCUCCUCCUCCUCCUCCUCUGCAGCCACGCCCUUCCACUUUUCCUACCCCCGCCUCUUCAACAUCUCCUCCAACAUGUCCACUCAAAGUGUCCCCUUUCAGGGCAGCAGCACUCUGAUGACGGCGGUCAUCUCCCUCACGGUCUUCAUGGUGGGUCUGACCGGCAACAGUCUGGCCAUCUAUGUGGUGCUUCGCUACGCCAAAAUGAAGACAGUCACCAACAUCUACAUCCUGAACCUGGCUGUGGCCGACGAGCUCUACAUCAUCGGCCUCCCCUUCCUCACCACGCAGAACGUGCUCUCCUAUUGGCCGUUUGGCUCCUUCUUGUGCCGCGUGGUCAUGACGGCGGACUCCAUGAACCAGUUCACGUCUAUUUUCUGCCUGACGGUCAUGUCCAUCGACCGUUACCUGGCUGUGGUUCAUCCGAUCCGCAGCACCAGGUGGAGACACCCCCGCGUGGCCAAGGUGGUGAGCGCAGCCGUGUGGGCCGUGUCCUUUGUGGUGGUCCUGCCUGUGGUCAUCUUCUCUGAUGUUCAGGACACAUUUAACUCCUGCAACAUGAACUGGCCAGAGCCAAAGAAUGUGUGGUCAACAGCCUUCAUUCUCUACACUGCCACGGUGGGCUUCUUUGGACCGCUGCUCAUCAUUUGUCUCUGCUACCUACUUAUCGUUAUCAAGAUGAAGUCGUCAGGGGCGCGAGCGGGCUUCACCAAGCGUCGGCGUUCGGAGCGCAAGGUGACGCGGAUGGUGGUGGUGAUAGUGGUGGUGUUUGUGCUCUGCUGGCUGCCGUUCUUCAUCAUCAAUAUGGUCAAUCUGGUGGUCAUCAUCCCAGAGUCCAGCGCCACUGCCGGCAUCUACUUCUUUGCUGUCAUCCUGUCCUACGCCAACUCCUGUGCCAACCCGGUGCUCUACGGCUUUCUGUCGGACAACUUCAGACAGAGCUUCAGAAAAGUGCUCUGUGUGAGGAGUGUGAGGUGCAAGGCCAAUGGUGUGGAUGAUGGCGACCCCAGUGCUCCACGUACUGAGAAAACCACGGCACACGACUGCGUCCUUCUCUCCCCUCGUAACGAGGCCUACCACGAUCCCCAGAGUAGCCAGAUCUCUCCUCACCCUCCAGGCUCGCCUAUCUCACACACAGCAGCAGACCUGCACGGCUCCACCCCGACGUGUCAACCCCUCUCCACUUGCCCAGGAAUCGGACUCACCACUACCACGGCAACCUCCGUGAUGGCUGAACUUCCGAUAGCCACUGCCCUGACUGCGCCCUCCUCCCCUGCAUCCACAGCUGUGCAGGAACAGUAGCCAGCGAACGCUGGGCAUCAGGUGUUUUAAGAAGUGAAAAGAGAAGCUGAAGAGGAAAAACAUGAUAUAAGACUACAGAAGCGGAGGCAGGGGGGUUGGAUUAGCUGAUCGAAAUAGCAAAAACUGAUGCUUUUAUGCAGUGGCAAUGAAAAUAAUCCGUUUCUAGGACUAUUUUCACAUGAACACUCACUCUGAAUGCAUUGCAACAUUUAUGAUCCAUUUCUUUGAAACAACAUCAUGAAUAUUUUCUGUGUUCUGUACUUGUAUGAUUCACCCAGCUGUUCAACAAGCCCCAUUUUUCUUUCCAUCCAGCUAUCUGACAUAAGUGCCUUUUCAGCCACUCUGAGCAAUUACCACAUCUCCUCAACAGACACAGUAACAUUCACACCUUCCCUCUCUCGCUUUCUGUUCAUCUGUUACACAACAUGUAAGAAUGUAUUUACUGUUCCUGCAAGUAUAUCAGACGUUUAUUUGGGUAAACCGGGCAUUACAGGGUUCUCCUUUGCAACCACACGCUGUGAUUUAGGCUGAAAAGAUGAAGGGUAUUUUCAGAAAAAAAUCUUGCCUAAUGCGGCUUUAGUUAAACAGCUAAACAGCAAAAUGCACUAAUUCAGUGUGUUUUUUUUUCUGUAUUAUAGUGCAAAUUUCAAGCUCCCACUCACUUUUAUUCUCUUCACUUAAUUUAAAUUGUGAUGAAUGAAGUUGACAUCUGUACAGCUUUGUGGAAAAAGUCUGCUGUAAUCCUUUUUGUAUAAUGUUUGCAUCUACAGAAAAAGGCUUGCUUGCUGUUUAUCAGCUUCUCAGUGACUGUCCCUGCUCAGUGUUUUCCUGUAAACAUGUAGCCAGCAUUGAACGCUCUGACCUCUUUGUAUAUAUGCCUCUUAAUUUACGUGUGUCCAUUUGUGGCUGAUUUGUUCAUGUACUGUAUAUACAUGCUUUCCCUCUGUAGAAUAUGUAAGGCUGGUAAAUCCAGGGUUUAUAGCAGCAUAUAUUGUUGCUAGUGUUAUUGCUUUGCUCAGCACCUUGUUUAUUGUACAAUGAUAGAAUACAUAUACAUAUACAGUGGCUAUUUCUGAUCAGACUAGCAGCACAGUACCUCAGCCUCCAUUAGCCUUUGAAAUGCUUGUAUUGCAAAACAUGUCCGGCCAUAAGCUUUUAUCAUGAAAGGUCCUGUGUUGUUUUUGGGACAGAUGGGAGAGGAUAGAGUGCUACAGGAAUGAGUCCUAAAACCCGGAAAUGAGUUAGCAUUUUAGCACUUCCAGUUCCCUCGUCUGGAAGUCAGUCGGUUUUUUG
Messenger RNA from Sebastes umbrosus (honeycomb rockfish), 3352 nucleotides. RefSeq names its product somatostatin-like receptor F_48D10.1 (gene sstr5). The record is from RefSeq and is a predicted model, not a curated record. The transcript is spliced from 5 exons. Gene Ontology annotation, cellular component: neuron projection; membrane. Bases 704 to 2059 code for a protein of 451 amino acids. NCBI's taxonomy places the organism in Eukaryota, Metazoa, Chordata, Actinopteri, Perciformes, Sebastidae. Gene Ontology annotation, biological process: regulation of insulin secretion; neuropeptide signaling pathway; cellular response to glucocorticoid stimulus. Gene Ontology annotation, molecular function: neuropeptide binding; somatostatin receptor activity.